Maudiozyma barnettii is the source of this 3858-nucleotide messenger RNA. It is a transcript of the gene UBP2, whose product is annotated as ubiquitin-specific protease UBP2. The transcript has a single exon. The record is from RefSeq and is a predicted model, not a curated record. NCBI's taxonomy places the organism in Eukaryota, Fungi, Ascomycota, Saccharomycetes, Saccharomycetales, Saccharomycetaceae. Gene Ontology annotation, molecular function: cysteine-type deubiquitinase activity; proteasome binding. Gene Ontology annotation, biological process: proteasome-mediated ubiquitin-dependent protein catabolic process; regulation of proteasomal protein catabolic process; protein deubiquitination. Bases 1 to 3858 code for a protein of 1285 amino acids.
AUGGAACAAAGUGACGCAAGUAAUAGGAAAAACGCCACUGAAAAUGUUAGUACAUAUGCUAGUAAUACAGUAAUGAAUGGAGGACCCAAUAAAUAUAGUACUGGUAGCUUAAUAGAUACUUCUGCUGAUAUGAAGUCGCAAACUGAUACAGAUUCUACUGAAUCCUUGAAAGAGGUUAAUAAAAAAGGUCCUGAAUUAUUUGACGAUGGUAAGCACAUCCUGUAUCCAGAACUCUCGAGAUCCUUUCCUAUGAAAACUGUAGAUAGGUUAAUUGACGAUAUAAUAUGUGAUAUAUCCUUCAUUACAGAUUUUGAUACGACAAACAGUGACUCUACAGAGAAGUCUCGAGGUCAACUAAGACUUUCUCCUUUAACCUACUCUCAUAAACGACAAAACAUGGACACAUAUGCUGUCGGUAGUUUUGUUGAUCAAAUAUCAUUACAAACAAAAUAUGAAUACAAAUCUGUUACAUGUCCUGAAUAUAAUAAAAUUAAUGUGUACUAUGGUAUUUUAGUUAACCCAAAUCUUUCAUUACAGGAUCAGGAUCAGGUUAUUGACGUUCCAUUCUACCAUUUGAAAAUAUCCGUCAAGACUCGUCCAUAUUUAGAAACUAGGAUGAAACAAGUAGGCGUUACACAGUACCAUCUAGUUGAAAAUUUGCAUGAACUGGAUGAACCCGAUUUUCCUAACUUUCACAAAGAGAAUCCAUUAUUGGUUGAUUAUGCAAUUUAUGCGUCGAAUGAUACAAAUAGGAUAAUUAUUAUCGAAAUAUUUCAGUCAGAAUUUUUAUCUCCGGAGGAUGUGGCAAGUUUUAAAAGGGCAAACAUUAUAUUGCGAUACCAGGAGGCCCAAAAUCGUUUGGGAGACGAACUUCCUGAAACUACCAUCUCACCAGCAGAUUGUUUCAACACAAUGUUCAAGAUAUUUAGAGGUCCAUUAAAUCGUCGCAAUGCUAAUGAUCCAGUAAGAACUAUCGAUAAAGAUAAUAUAUCCCUAAAUACACACAUUAAUCCAGACUGGUUGAUAUCAAAAUAUAAUUUUGUUCUAAACGAACAGAAAGACGAAGAUACGGGUAAUAUUUCAAGCGAAUAUGAACCUCCUGAACUUUCUACAUACUUGGAAGAUACAAAAGUGAGAUCACUUAGAGAUACUUACAUAAGGAGAUGUAUGGAACUUGCAUUUAGAGGCCAACUUGCUAUAAAGGUUGCCAAAAAGGAUGAAUUGGAAGCGAACAUUAAAACUCGUAACGCCCUCAAUUCUUUACAUACUCAUUUCUCAAUAUCUCCAUUAUAUCAGGUAUGUGGCGAAUCCAAUUCAUUAAGAUUCUUAAACUCUGAUACCCAAAAUUCUUUAGAUCUCAAUUUCCAUUUCAUUAAUUUGUCAACAAAAGGAUAUUACAGUGAUAGGGAUGUCAUCAGAAAUUAUGAAACUUUAAUCUCGUUAGACACUAAAAAUAUUGGUAUUUAUUACGAUGCGUUAUCCUACAUCGCCAAUGCUAAAGGAGCGUAUCAGUUAGUGGCAUAUUGUGGAAAACAAAACAUUGUUGGAAAGGAGGCGCUGGAUAAUGCAUUGCGUGUAUUCAAAAUAGAUCCCACCCAGGUCAAUAUCGCAGACAUGAAUGAGAAACUCUUAUUAUCCAUUUACAAACACGAGUCUCUCAGUACAGAUUCUACAGCACACACUGAUCUUAAAAAUGCAGCUAGGGUUUUGGCCAAGUAUAAACAAUCAGAUUUAUUAAGAUUUUAUAUAGAUUACGAGCCAUAUGGUUUGGUUGAGCAAGCUUAUAGAACCUUAGAAAUAGAUGAAUCAGUGGACGAUGAUAUCGUCCAAACAGCCUAUUCAAUCAAAGUCAACGAUGCACCCGGUCUCAAGAUUGACUGCAGUCGUGCAUUAUACACAGUAGCCAUUCACAAAAGAAGCUUGUCUUUAUUCAAUUUUUUGAUUUGCGAAUGUCCAAUUUUUGAACAAUUUUAUAGUCCUGAGAAGUAUUCUUACCAAGAAGCACUGAACUUACUUCAGGUUAACGAAAAUGCAAACGAUGAGGUAAUUCUGAAUGUAUUUCAGCAACGCUGGAACAAUGAAUCAAUUAUCGAACCAGAUAGAUUGUUAAACCUAAAGGCAGCAUUAACUAAACUUGGAAUUGAGAAAAGAUCUAAAUUAAUAGAUUAUUUCUUAAAAACAGGUACUAUUGAUCCAAACUGUCUUCCUCCAGAAAAUUGGCCUACUGGUUUGAAUAACAUAGGUAAUACUUGUUACUUAAAUUCUUUAUUGCAAUAUUAUUUUAGCAUUGCCCCAUUACGUGAAUAUAUUUUAGAUUAUCAGAAUACAAUUCAAGACUUUGAGUCUAAUACCAGUAAAUUAAAGGAGAAGAGAAGAAUUGGUGGUAGAGAGGUAAGUGACAAUGAAGUAGAAAGAUCUAUCCAAUUUACAUAUCAACUUCGAGAUUUAUUUCGUAAUAUGAUAUACACUAACUCAAGGUGCGUGACGCCUACUCACGAACUUGCAUAUUUAGCAUUUGCACCAAGUAAUGUUGAGGUAGAAUUCGAGAUUACAGGUGUUCCUAUCUCUGAGGAAAACAUGAAAAAAAAUGAAAAACAUGAUAUCCAAGUCAUUUCCAAUUCAAUUGCAGGAUCUGAGGAAGAUAUUGACGAAGAAAAGUCACCUAACGAUGUCACUCCAAACUUAAUCGAUAUGAAUGAUGCUGAUUAUGAUAUGAUGAAAGAUGAAAAACGAAACAAGAUAGAAAUUAAAAACGAUAUUGCUAGCUCCAGUAAAGUUGCCAAGAUUAGUACCGACCAACUUGAAAAUGCACUUGAAAUGGGUAGACAACAGGAUGUUACAGAAUGCAUUGGUAAUGUCUUAUACCAAUUAGAAAGUGCAUCUGAACCUAUUAAUCUUGAUGAUGAAUUAGAACAAUACGAUUUAAUCAAAAAUUUAUUUUACGGAAAAACAAAACAAGAAAUCAAACCAAUUAACGAUUCUACCAAAAUUCGUGCCAAAUAUGAACGUUUUCUUUCUCUGCUUGUUAACGUUAGCGAUCAUCCAAGAGAUAUUUAUGACGCAUUGGAUUCCUCGUUUAAAGAUGAAUUACUUACGAUGGAUGAAUAUGGUGAUGUGAAGCGAACUGUAUCGAUAACCUCUCUCCCAACCAUUUUACAAGUUCAGAUCCAAAGAGUUUAUUACGACAGAGAAAGGUUUAUGCCUUUUAAAUCUAUCGACCCUGUAAAAUUUACUGAUAAACUUUAUAUGGAUCGAUAUGUUGAGUCAGAUAAUACGGAACUCCUCAAUAAGAAGAUAGAAACUACAAAGAUGAAACAAAAAUUAAAAAAAUUAAGGGAAAGACAAAUAGAACUACUAAACAGAAAUGAAUCCGGGCUCUCUAGAAAGGAGGCAUUCAUGGAGACAAUUAAGUUUUUGAAAUCGGAUACAUUAGAACUACAAGGAAUUAAAAUUGAUGAUAAGGAAGAGCUUCGAGAUAAUUUGUCCCAUCUAAUUGAUGAAGUGAAUAAUGAAUUGAAUUCUAUUUACAAUGAAAUUAAUGUAUUAGAGAAUAAAGUUACACAUCAAUUUGAUGCUUUCCAAGAUGUCGAGUAUACAUUAUUUGCAGUAUUUAUUCACAGAGGUGAAGCGAGCUAUGGACAUUACUGGAUUUACAUAAAGGAUCCAAAUGUCACCGGUAUAUGGAGGAAAUAUAAUGACGAGACGGUAACUGAAGUCAGUGAAUCAGAGGUAUUCAAUUUUACAGAAGGUAAUACUGCUACGCCAUAUUUUUUGGUAUUUGUGAAGGAAGAAGACAGAGAAGGCAUAGAACCCCUAAAGAGAAUAUUGGAUGUUCCCGAAGUAGAAAAACUAGAUUGA